This is a messenger RNA of Marmota monax (woodchuck), 4350 nucleotides long. RefSeq names its product CUGBP Elav-like family member 4 (gene Celf4). Bases 483 to 2123 code for a protein of 546 amino acids. Gene Ontology annotation, cellular component: ribonucleoprotein complex; nucleus; cytoplasm. The transcript is spliced from 15 exons. Gene Ontology annotation, biological process: regulation of alternative mRNA splicing, via spliceosome; mRNA splice site recognition. NCBI's taxonomy places the organism in Eukaryota, Metazoa, Chordata, Mammalia, Rodentia, Sciuridae. Gene Ontology annotation, molecular function: mRNA binding. The record is from RefSeq and is a predicted model, not a curated record.
CUUCCUCCGCGCGCGCACACUCGCCGCCCCCACCCCUGGUCUGGCUGGGAACUUGAACCGGUCCAGCCUGUUUAAACGGAAAGGACAGAGAUCCUGUCUGUUCAAUGUAAAAAAGAAAAAAAGAAGAAGAAGAAGAAGAAGCAGAAGAAGAAAAAGAAGAAAGAAAAGAAUCAGAUCAGACCGAGAAAAGGAGAAAGAGAGAACGAGAAGAGAGAGGGAGGGAGAGAGAGAGAGGGAGGGGAGAGGAGAGAGAGCGCGAGCGAGAGAAGAGAGGAGAAAGAGAGAGAGAGGGAGAGAGAGAGAGAGAGUGAGAGAGAGAGAGAGAGAGCAGAGAACGAGAGGAGAGCGAGGUGUAGAGAAACCGAGGGGGAGAGAACCCGAGUGUGUGUACGCGUGUGCGUGUGUGAGCGCGAGCGAGCGAGUGAGGGAGAGGAGCGAGAGAGUGCGAGCGAGAAAGAAUAAAAGGAAAGAAGAUUUUCUCUAUGUAUAUAAAGAUGGCCACGUUAGCAAACGGACAGGCUGACAACGCGAGCCUCAGUACCAACGGGCUCGGCAGCAGCCCGGGCAGCGCCGGGCACAUGAACGGAUUAAGCCACAGCCCGGGGAACCCGUCGACCAUUCCCAUGAAGGACCACGAUGCCAUCAAGCUGUUCAUUGGGCAGAUCCCCCGAAACCUGGAUGAGAAGGACCUCAAGCCCCUCUUCGAGGAGUUCGGCAAGAUCUACGAGCUUACGGUUCUGAAGGACAGGUUCACAGGCAUGCACAAAGGCUGCGCUUUCCUCACCUACUGCGAGCGUGAGUCAGCGCUGAAGGCCCAGAGCGCGCUGCACGAGCAGAAGACUCUGCCCGGGAUGAACCGGCCAAUCCAGGUGAAGCCCGCGGACAGCGAGAGCCGAGGAGGUAGUAGCUGCCUGCGCCAGCCCCCUUCACAAGAUAGAAAACUCUUCGUGGGCAUGCUCAAUAAGCAGCAGUCAGAGGACGACGUACGCCGCCUUUUCGAGGCCUUCGGGAACAUAGAGGAAUGCACCAUCCUGCGCGGGCCAGACGGCAACAGCAAGGGGUGCGCCUUUGUGAAGUACUCCUCCCACGCGGAGGCACAAGCCGCCAUCAACGCUCUGCAUGGCAGCCAGACCAUGCCAGGAGCCUCGUCCAGUCUGGUGGUCAAGUUCGCAGACACUGACAAGGAGCGCACGAUGCGGCGGAUGCAGCAGAUGGCUGGCCAGAUGGGCAUGUUCAACCCCAUGGCCAUCCCCUUCGGGGCCUACGGCGCCUACGCUCAGGCACUGAUGCAGCAGCAAGCGGCUCUCAUGGCAUCAGUCGCACAGGGUGGCUACCUGAACCCCAUGGCUGCCUUCGCUGCCGCCCAGAUGCAGCAGAUGGCGGCCCUCAACAUGAAUGGCCUGGCGGCCGCACCUAUGACCCCAACCUCAGGUGGCAGCACCCCUCCGGGCAUCACUGCACCAGCCGUGCCUAGCAUCCCGUCCCCCAUUGGGGUGAAUGGUUUCACUGGCCUCCCCCCACAGGCCAACGGGCAACCUGCCGCGGAAGCUGUGUUUGCCAAUGGCAUCCACCCCUACCCAGCAGCACAGAGCCCCACCGCCGCGGACCCCCUGCAGCAGGCCUACGCGGGAGUGCAGCAGUAUGCAGGUCCAGCCGCCUACCCUGCUGCCUAUGGUCAGAUAAGCCAGGCUUUUCCUCAGCCACCGCCAAUGAUUCCCCAGCAACAGAGAGAAGGGCCCGAGGGCUGUAACCUGUUCAUCUACCAUCUGCCCCAGGAGUUUGGGGACGCUGAGCUGAUGCAGAUGUUCCUCCCUUUCGGCCGGCACCCCGUGCCCUCCCGCUGCCAGGCCCCCUCCUGUCAGGGAGGACAGUGUCCAAUAAACUCCUCCACCCGCAGGCUUCGUGAGCUUCGACAACCCGGCCAGCGCGCAGACCGCCAUUCAGGCCAUGAACGGCUUCCAGAUCGGCAUGAAGAGGCUCAAGGUGCAGCUGAAGCGGCCCAAAGACGCCAAUCGCCCGUACUGAGCGCCGGCGGGAGCGUCCCCCGGGGGAGACCAGGACUCGCACAGGGCCAGUCAAAUCCACCACAGUCUCGCGCUGAGCUAGGAAUAAAGUUCACGUAAUCACAUGAGAGUGGAGAAAAGUCCCCCAUCCGGCAGGAUGCUGAACGGGCUACAUUAAAAAACAAACCUCUCUCUCUCUCUAUUUAUAAAUGAGAACUGUUGGAUGACACCUUUGACAUAUCAGCCAAUAUCAAUCAAGCUGAAGACUCCAGACACUCUGAGACUGUAACAUUUCUUCAAGGAAAGUAUAACGUCUAUGGAGUUCAGAGGGAACGUGUUUGGGGGAAAAAUAUACAUGACAUAAAGAAGACGACAAUGAAGAAAAAUGAGGAAAAACAUAUACACAUUAAAAAAAAAAGGCAACUUUAAAACAAAAUAACAUGAGACCAGACGGGGAGGCUGAAGGGCUGGGCACUGGGAGAAGACGCUGCUGCUUACCGAUCCUGGGGCUUUUCCAGCCCAUGGGCGCCUGAGGCAGGCGGGGGCAAGCGUGUGGCGGUGGGGGCCUGGUCCCCAGGGGGCGGCUGGGAGGCUGCCACUGAGCAUCUCUAUCUGUCAUUCCUUUAGCUGUUUAGGGACCAAAGGACCAAACUUUUUAUUGCAGAUGUGUAGCUCUAUGUCAAAUAGAGGAGGAAUGGAGGACUACCUCCUUCCUGCCUCCUGGCUGUUCUUGAAACAGCUUAGAGCGAUUCUAUGAAAAACAUAAUAAAAAAUUCAAAAAAAAAAUACAAAAAAUACAAAAAAUGAAAAAAAAUGCUUCAAUGCUUUUAAAACAGCAAGAUAAUAGUUCUUUGAUACUUUGAGAGGCGCUUUGAUUACCCUCAUUGAAGUCUAUGAAACUUUCCUAUGGUUUUCUGUAUUAUAUGUCUGGAUGGAGCUGUUAAGAUGCACAGAUUGGUGGAUAUUUGGGGAAAGCAACAAAAGUAUGAAAACUUAUUAACCCUGAAGUGUGAGGAAAACAAGGAGGGGAACAAAGGAUCUUCCAAGACAAGGUAAUUGUUGUGAAAAAGUCUGUAAAUGCUUCUAACUCUUCCCCCUCUUAAAAAUCAUAAUAGUUGUACAGAAUUUUAAAAAGGAAAAGUUUAAAAUACCUAUAUAAUAGAAGAAAAAAAAUUAGAGGAAAGCAAAAAAUAAAAAAAAUUAAAAAAGGAAAAAAAAAAAACUAUAGAAGUUAGCGUUACUGCUAAAAUCCCAGAUGUUGUAGGACUGUACUUUUUGUAGAGUUUAGACUGAGCAUCAAUCCCUUCUCCCCGCGAGUGCUGUCGGACGCCGUUGUCCCCGAGGGCCAGGCCGGACUCUCCCAGACCUGCGGGCUCCCGGCCGCCCGUCGCGGUGGAGGCCGUGCACCCAGCCGGGAAGGGCCCCUCGCCCGCCGCCGCCGCCGCCGCCGCCGCCGCCGCCGCCCGCGCCUCUCGCUUCGCUCUGGGAGCUGCGCGCUCGCUCUCCGCAAGCCCUGGACACCUCCCGCUUCACUCGCCUUCCCUGCUUGAUCCAGAGACUUUCCGGGCAAGGGAGAACUGGGAACUUUCAUCUUAAAACAACUAGGCAACACACACACACACACAAAAACCUUAAAAAAGAGAGAGAAAAAUAAACAAUCUUUGAAGAAUUUCUGAAACUGUUUACAAGGAAUUUUGAAAAACAGGGAUGUUUAAAUGAUGCCGGCUCUGUUUUUCUGUAAAUAAAUUUGCAUAUUUUGUAGGACUUUUAAUUGUAAUGAUAGAGAAAAAACAAGGAAAACUAUUUAAUGAAAGCACGAUAUUUAUCUUUGGUAAAUGACUUUAGAGCAGUUAAAGACAUUGCUUAAAAACUCAGAAUCAGAAAAUACACUGAAUUAUUUAAGAACACAUAUAUUUUAAAGUAUAUCAUAUUUAUUAUAAUUUAUUUGCACCUUUGGGAAGACUUGCGUUGGCAUUCUGCCUCCAUAAUUCCUUACUGAUGGCCAGUUCAUCCGGAGACCAGGGGGGCACUGGGACCUAUCACUUUUUUUUUUUUUUCCUUUAGAAGAACAAAUUUCUGGUUCCUGUCAGGCCUCUUGUCUUUCCUUUCCUUUCUAUUUUGUUUGUUAUUUUUUUUCAUGUUUUUAAUUUUCUUUUUCUUUCUCUUGACUCCUCCUUUUAGGAUGUCCAGAUGUUGUAAAAAACAAAACAAAACAAAACAGCUGCAGUUCGGUACAACUGCUCUUUUCACACUCAACUCCCUAAAACUCCUUGUAACCUUCUGUAACUAUUGGAUGACGCUUUCUCCAGCUUAGCCCUAAAUAAAGCACAGUUUAAAAAAAAAAAAA